Syngnathus typhle (broad-nosed pipefish) is the source of this 2926-nucleotide messenger RNA. RefSeq names its product myosin, light chain kinase 5 (gene mylk5). The coding region runs from base 148 to 2688 and encodes 846 amino acids. Lineage: Eukaryota; Metazoa; Chordata; Actinopteri; Syngnathiformes; Syngnathidae. The transcript is spliced from 17 exons. Gene Ontology annotation, biological process: protein phosphorylation. The record is from RefSeq and is a predicted model, not a curated record. Gene Ontology annotation, molecular function: protein kinase activity; protein binding; ATP binding.
CUGGAUCUCGCUGGGGGUGGUUGCGAGGACGCACAGUGAGCCGGCCUUGUUUUGUCACACGUCGGCCGCAAGAAGACAGGAACUCGGCUGCCGGGAGGAAAUGAGAUUCUAAAUACAAGCAGAUCAUAAGAGGAAGCGGACAUCAUCAUGAGCAUGGACGCAGGAGGACAGCGGCGUUAUGUGUCUACCUUCAGGAUGCACAUCAAGUCUGGGAGUGCACCGAGAGGCUCAGAGAGCGUGACGACAGAUGCGGGCACUCCUCCCUCUCACCAGCGCGGCGACCCCCCGGUUUUCGUGCGCCCUUUGCGUGACUGCCGCGUGGAUGAAGGCCACGAUAUCCCCCUAAGCGGUGUCGUCUCUGGGAGUCGACCCAUCAAAGUCACGUGGUUGCACAACGGUGAGGCAGCUCGUUUUGGAAUUCCCAGCCUGGAUGAAGGCAACGUCAGCUUGGUCGUGCGUGAGUGUCUGCCGGAGGAUGCCGGCACGUAUACCUGCGUGGCGGAAAACGCGUCGGGGAAGACUUCCUGUUGCGCUGCUGUCUUUGUCACAGACUUUGAAACUAUUUGUGGCGUGCAGAGUCGAGCUUCUGCAAAUGAGGCAAGCAUGAAUGACAACUCCAGAGGCUCCACUGGUACUUCCCCUACGAGUUCAGACCCGCAGAGUCCAGUCGCUUCUCCAAGAGAGGUCAUUCCGAAGAAGAAAGCCAACUCAGGGACAGGUCCGAUGUUGCGCUUGGAGAACCCGCCGCAAUUCGUAGAGGUGAAAGCGGGACAUCCGGCGAGGGUCAAGUGUCGAUUCACCGGCAGCCCCCCUGUGGUGUCCUGUUGGAUCCGAAAUAAAGAGCAGCUAGUGGACAGUCCGGAGGUUUGGACCGAGAACUCAGAUGAGAAUAGCACGUUGGUCUUGGCGGAGGCGGCAGCACAGCACACGGGCCGCUACACUGUGGUGGUCAAGGAUCGCAAGAGCUCAGCUCAGCACACGCUCACCAUUUCUGUCAUAGACAGGCCUCAGCCUCCCCCCUCUUGUCCUCUCGUCUCCCUGGUGUCCCCCGGCACCCUCGUUCUGUCCUGGUCGGGGCCUUGCUACGACGGGGGCAGCGCCGUGCUGGGCUACGUGGUUGAGGUCCGACCCGAUGGUCCGCCCGAGGAACAUCACUGGAGCGAACUCACAACCCAGUGCGCCAGCACGUCGUACAGGGUGUGCGGUGGCCUGCAGCCCAGGCAGGAGUACUGCUUCCGGGUUCGGGCCUACAACUCGGUGGGGGUCAGUGAGCCCGGACCAGCAUCGCCCGGGGUCACCAUGGAAUUUGAAGCAGCACACGGAGAAGAGGAAGAAGAGACCCCCGAGGUCUUCGUCUCUAUCGACACGGCGCUCAAAGUCACAGACCACUACGAAGUGCAGGAGAAGCUCGGGAUGGGAAAGUUUGGCCUGGUGUUCAAGCUGAAGCACCGGCUGAGCGGCCGAGUGUGUGCCGGAAAGUUCUACAAAGGCCGACGCACGAAGGAGAGGGAGGCGGCCCGGAAGGAGAUUGAGUUGAUGAGCAAGCUCCACCAUCCUAAACUGGUCCGCUGCCUGGCGGCCUACGACCAUAAACCCGAAAUGGUCAUGGUUAUGGAGUUCCACACUGUGUGCAGCAUAGCAGGCGGGGAACUCUUUGAGCGCAUCGUGGACGACAGCUUCGAGCACACGGAACCGGCAAGCGUGCGCUACAUGCAGCAAAUCCUGCAGGGCGUCUCUUUUAUGCAUCGGCAGCUCAUCAUCCACUUGGACCUCAAACCCGAGAACAUCGUAUGCGUCGACACCAGCGGCACCGCUGUCAAGAUUAUUGAUUUUGGACUGGCAACCCAACUCGACGGCAAAACUGAUGUGAGGGUGAUGCAGGGGACGCCGGAAUUUGUGGCCCCGGAGGUGAUCAACUAUGAGCCCGUGUGUUUGGCCACGGACAUGUGGAGCAUCGGCGUCAUCUGCUACAUACUACUAAGCGGUGAGUCACCUUUCCAGGGAAGCAGCGACGCCGACACGUUAGCCUUGGUGACGGCGGCCCAGUGGGAGUUUGAUGAGGAGAGCUUCGGGGACAUCACGGAGCAGGCCAAACAUUUCAUCAGCUCUUUGUUGGAGAAAGACCCCAAGCGACGCAUGUCCUGCGAAGACGCCCUGGCUCACACGUGGAUGGCGGCGUUUGAUUCGCCAGCUCCCGCCUUCACCAAGAGUCUUCCCAAGGAGAAGAUGAAGCGCUUUCUUGCCAGGCAGAAAUGGAAGAAAGCAGGCAAGGCCAUGCUGGCGCUGAAGAGAAUGGCCUUGCUGAGUAAAGGCGACUGCUCUCCCACCAGUCCCGCAGAAGAGUGCCCCAUGACACCAGAGACGGAAGUCGCCCUGCUCUCGUUGGAGCAAAAGAUGCAGGGACCCCCACGCUUUACCAAGACCCUGCAGGACCAGACGGUGUCCACGGGGGGCAGUGUUCACCUCGACUGUCACCUCAUAGGCUAUCCUGACCCGGAUGUGUUGUGGCUGUGCGGCAAGGAACCCAUGGAGGAGUCGUCAAACGUCCGGAUUGAGUACGAGGAAGAUGGCUGCUGUACGCUGAUUCUCGCCGAAGUGGGCCGACCCGACUCUAACGUUUACACCUGUAAAGCCACCAAUGACCACGGAGAGACCUCCUGCUCUGCAACGCUCAUUGUUCGAGAUUAAGACUGAAUUUGUUUUAUACUUAUAAUUCCUUCCAAAGUGACAUUUUUGGAUCUACAAAACCUAUUGAAGAGGUUACAUCAGCUUCUCUAUGACGUUUUCCAAAAAGAUGUCAAUCAAGAAGCAAAGAAGGUAUAAAAGAAAAGAUUUUUUAAUUUAAAAAAACUAGCAGUGAACAGAUUAAAACUAUUUGUGUACAAACAAGUCAAAAUAAAUAAAUAUAAUUCUAUAUGAAAGUAUA